Molecule: messenger RNA, 300 nt
Organism: Phascolarctos cinereus (koala)
Lineage: Eukaryota; Metazoa; Chordata; Mammalia; Diprotodontia; Phascolarctidae
Source: RefSeq, a predicted model, not a curated record
AUGUUCUCCAAAAUGGCCAUGUACCUGACACGUGAGCUAACAGCCACCAGUGAAGACUAUAAACUUCUAGAAGGUAUGAACAAACUGACUAGCUUGAAGUAUCUAGGUAUGCAAGAUAUUGCAGUGAACACAAGUAGAAACCUAAAGGACUUAAACCAGAAAUCUGCAGCACUUCAACCUUAUCUGUAUCAGAUCACUUUAACUGAGGAGCAAGUAGCAGCUCUCCAACAGGCAGUUUAUAUGUUGGAUGCAUAUUCAAAGAAACUAGAAGCAAAGUACAAGAAGUUAGAAAGGCAGUGA